AUCUUUCCCUCAAGGCUCUCCGAGAUCUCUUCCAAUCUUUUCAACUCUGCUCCUCCUCUCGCGAUAUUUGCGCACUUUUAUAACGUUUUUUUACAAAGAAAUGAGCCUGUUGCGGGUUCCAAAUCGUUAUUUUACCGAUUUACUGCGCGCGUGACCGUGAGAGGGAACAAAAUAAGUUGUUAUGUCUUUAAUGGGGCGUGGCUAAUCCUCCUCCCCACACACACACACACACACACACGCUCCGUCCUCACACACACACACACACACACAUGCUCCGUCCUCACACACACACACACACACACACACACACACACAACUUUACUGUAGCAGCGGCCGCCGUGUGCUCACACAGCGCUGUGCCGACCGCUCAGAGAAGACGCUAGCCACCCCCCCUCCCGGCGAAAGGAAAUGAAGAGGAGGCUGCACAAGAAAUACUUGAUUCUGAUCCUGGCAUAUUCGGGUUUACUUCUCUUAAUCCCGUACGUGUUAGAUUACCGGGACAAAUCCGCUCAAAACGCCCGGCAUGGACUGCAGCAACAGCCCAGAUGCCCAGACCUGGAGAACACGGUGGCGCUGCUGUGGGAUCAGAACGGCUACAAAGUUAACGGCAGCGAGGCGACGGAGCACGCCGCCAACAGGAGCCAGGCGCGGAUACACAUCUACCUGCAUGCCACCUGGAGGACCGGCUCGUCGUUUCUAGGGGAGUUGUUCAACCAGCACCCCGACGUGUUCUACCUGUACGAGCCGAUGUGGCACAUAUGGCAGGCUCUGUACCCGGGGGAUGCGGGCAGCCUCCAGGGCGCGGUGCGGGACAUGAUGAACGCCCUGUACCGCUGCGACUUCUCCGUCCUCAAACUUUACGCCGGCUCGCAGAACAUCACCACGUCGUUCAUCUUCGGCUGGAAGAUGAACAAGGUGAUCUGCUCGGAGCCGCUGUGCGAUGCGCACAAGCGCCACGACAUCGGUCUGGUGAAGGAGGACCAGUGCGCAAAGUGCCAAAAGCGGGACAUCAGGGAGCUGGAGAGGGAGUGCAAGAAGUACCCGGUGAUGGUCAUCAAAGGCGUCCGCGUACUGGACCUGAGCACGCUGGUUCCCCUGAUGAAGGACCCGGCGGUGAACCUCCAGAUCGUCCAGCUCUUCAGAGACCCGCGGGCCGUGCACAACUCCCGCUUGAAGUCCAAACAGGCCCUGGUGAAGGAGAGCAUCCAGGUGCUGAGGAGCAAGAAGCAGACCGACAAGUACAAGAGGCUGCUGGUGCCGAGCAGCAAGGUGAACCGGGCCGAGAGCUACGUCUCCAGCGCCAUGGAGCUCAUCUGCGACAACUGGCUCAGCGACAUGUUGCUGGUGAUGAACGCGCCUCCCUGGGUGCGGAGGAACUACCUCCGCAUCCGCUACGAGGACCUGGUCCUGCACCCCAUGGAGGAGCUGCAGAGGCUCUACCGCUUCUCCAACCUCUCCACCUCCACCGCGCUGGAGAAGUUCGCGCUGAACAUGACGCACGGGCACGGCUACUCCUCCGACCGGCCGUUCCUCAUAUCAUCCAGGGAUGCGAAGGAGGCGAUAUACGCCUGGAGGGAGCGACUGAACGUGGAGCAGAUCGGUCAGGUGGAGGCCUACUGCAGUGAGGUCAUGAGGCAGCUGGGCUACCAGAAGAACAGCGUGGACAAAACGACAUGAGGAAUCGAUGUUGAAGGGGCCUUGGUAUUCGAGGGCUGGGGGCAAAAGGUGGAAUAACAAAACAAGCAGCUGGAAUGUGGUCCACUGGGAGCUCGCUGGCACGGCUCUCAGGGCUGUUUUCCUUCAGCCGAGCCGGGUCGAUGAGCUGGAGAAAAUCCAAGCGGAAAGAGCAGCCAAUCGCAGACAGAUGAAUUUGAUCCGGGGGAGAGAGGGCAGCUUUUUUUUUUAGUGUUACCUGUUCAACACCGGCAGGGUAGAGACAGAGUGUGAGAGGACACGAGCGAGGGGAGGGAGAGAGAGACGAGGCAGGUUUUGUGCUGCCGUUACACCGGCCCGCCUCUAUCCCUCUGUCCUUUUAGCAGCACUAAUCCCUCCGCAAAUCCCCUGCAGGGAGGCGAGGGCCAUAAAAAGCCCGAGAUGGGUCCUUCUUGGGAGAUGAGUGCCAGGAUCCCGGACGGCAGCGUGAGGUUCACCUGCGCAACUUAUCCGUCCAGCCCAUGACUAAGCGCAGCAGUAAUCUCGAGCGUUACUGAUUCUUAACUGCAGUUGGCUCACUAACAAUGCCGAUGUUUAUGCUUUGAAAGAAGAAACUACAGUUUUUUGUGAAAAAAAGAGGCCUGACUGAGGAACUGUUGUUCCACCCCCGGCCCCUCAGGAAUCUGGACAGCUGCAGUCGCCCCACUGACAAAACACUCACAUGGGUGUGAAAUUUUCUAAUAUCCCACGGACGUGUCUUGGAGAGCUGCCUCCGGCCUCUGCCAAUGAACUUUUUUAGCAAGUUUUCACAAGCACAACAGAUGGUACUGAUUCUCACUGUGUACCACUCUUACUGUUUUUAGUUUUUGUCUAAAAUAUUGUUACAAUGCUGUGAAAUCCCUCGGACUGCGGAUUCGCUGAGGAGGGGUAAAACGUGUUCCAGCAUCGCCGUGUUCAACUUUAGAAGUUGGUUCUGUAUUAAUUGUUGUGGGUGAAAAUGCCUGAUGUUGAAGUUCUCGUGUCGGAAAAAAAAAAAAGAAAAAAAAAAAGAAAUAACUUUACAACUAUUUAAACUGACGUCAAUAAAGAGUUAGUAAAAACUAGACAAGUGUCUCCUGAGAAACACAAACACACAAACACAAGGGAUCGACCAGUUCGGUGUUUCAAGACUGACACUAGUUUAUAGUAAUGAAGGAGUCUCAUAUUUAAAACAAAGUGCAAUUCACUCAAGUACGAUUUAGGGUGCUUUACUUGAUUAUUUUCUGCAUUUUCUGCUUUGCUACUUUAUACUUUCUCUCCACUACAUUUGUUUGAAGGAUUCUGUGUUAAAAGGCUGUUACUUGUGACAUGUAACUGAUCAGAUUGUGUGGUUGGGCGGGACACUGUGUGAGAUCACAGAGCGCUGACCGUCUGUACCAUCUGAAAAAUGCUGAAUAUCGGCCCCGAUAAUCAGCCAGGCUGUAAAAGUAUCUGCUGAGUUACAGCGUAGAUCCCAUAGGCCUUAAAACACAUCUGUAAAAGCCUUUAAGGUGCGAUGGUACAGAACCCACACGGCGUCAAAAUGUUCUUAUCUGGUUUGAGUGUGUGUAUUUUCUCUACACACUGACCUCACAAGAAUAAUUAAUCAUGAAAGGUUUGACACAGUUGUCCCCUGUUCAUAAUCCUAGGAGCUCAUUCUUCUUUGCAUGUGGCCACGUCUCCACCGUGGAGGAUUUCGUUUCAUUAAUCCGUGCAGUAGACGGCUCAAGUAGAACAGUGUCAUGACAAUAUGUCAGCCAUUUUUCUGGUACUAAGCUCCUGAACCUUUGGACUGGAGGGGUUUUUUGCCGGCUGUGAGACGUCCCAGCGGCAACACGCACUGUCUUUCACUCAGGCCAUGACUGUGAAUGGUCACAAAGGAGCAGUAAAGAGAGACUAGAGGGAGUAUUUAUGGUUUUAUCUAUCAGUUCAGACAUGCCCACAUCAAGUGUUUGUAGCAAUAAUAACUUGAGUCGACAUAAUAUACAGGUUGAACUUUGGACGUGUCUGACAUGCAACCUGGUGGCAGGUGUGUGGGCUUGUAAUAAAUAAUCAGGAUAAACAAUAUUACUGUAACGUUCAGACCAUUUUAUGCCAGUGAUAUAAUUAUAGUAUAACAGCAUAAUAAUGCAAGCACAGCCUUUCAAAGAGCGCUGAACUUUACAUUCUUACAACCUUGGAAUGGGAAUGCUAACAAACUAUAAGAAUAUCCUAUAUAAAUAAAUAAGUGUAAAUAAAACCACACGACCAAAACAAUAAAGAAAUGGACUCUCUGGUUCUUUUAACAAAAAUGAACAGACUGAUCAAUAAGAUGCGUAUGACAAGUAUGCAAAUCAUUAUUAGUGCACCUUGUUAUAACUGGCUCCUGCAGGUCAUCCGAGCAAUCAUACGUUCAAUUUUUUAGCAUUAAAGGUGAAAUAUGUAAGAACUGAUGCAAGAUUAUUAUCAGAGUGUGACUGGACUGCUAGCUGCAUGGCUAACUGAGCUACCUAGCCAAUGGUAGCUACAGUGGUAGCAGCAGAUAGUGGUAACUGCAGCAGUCAACUCCCACAUCUUGCACCUUUACCCUUUACAGAAGGUACAGCGUGUGAUUGCUAAAGAACAGUGGAGGAGGAAGUUUGAGAAUGCAAACUUCCUGUGAUCACUUCUUGGACCAAAAGAAGAAAAAAAAAAAGAAAACACACCGCUGCACGUCUCAUAAUUUGACGAUUUUUAUUAACAUGAUGACAUGCAGAUCAUGGCAGGUAGAACCAGGCAGCCAGUUGCUACUACAACAGGUGCACAUACUGACAAUUGAGCUACAUCUCAUAUUUCUCAGGUACAGAGAGCAUGUAAAUAUAGCCAGCGAAGACAACUGACAGCACAACAGUCUGGAGAUAGAGUGCACAUGAAGGUUAUAUAAGAGUCCCGCAAGUGUCCUCUGCUUGAGGUAAAGUGCCAAAACUCUGCUCGUUUUUGUUUGCCUGCAGCCGCCGGUGAGGACGGCCAUGAUGUCGUCCGUCCACAGAGGGCGUCCAAGAAAAAAACAUGUCGACAAAUGCGAGUUCUUGUUUGGUCUUUUUCUGCACUUAUGUUAGUUGAUACAGCAGGAAUGAUAAAAAAAAAAAAAUCACAUUUUUCUUCUUUUUUUUAAUGCAUAAUCCAGAGACAACAUAUCUGCUGUAAGUUAUACUGUAUGUAGAAGGUGCAUCUAUGUGAUGUGAGCAUCGGUCCUUGUGGAAGAAAUGGUUCGCUCAGACGAUUUUAAUGCCCUCGACACAGACAAGCUUCAGACUGUCUUAAAAAAAAAAAAAAAAAGUGAGAUGUUAGACAGAGAGCACAGCUUCAUAUUACUCCUCACUCCUCGCUAAAUGACCCACAGUGAACACAGCGUGGCUACAGCUUACAUAACUAGAUUCAUUUCCUCUUGGAGAUCCCAGAUGAGACAGAGAACUUGUGCGUGGCCUCUCCCUCGGGUGAAAUCCGCAGAUUUAAUUUACAAACUGAGCCUCUCACACCUGCACUCGUCUGCAGGUGAAGGCAGCAGCCCUCUUUGUGUGCAGUGGAGGGGAGAAAACAGAGGAGCGACACGUGCUGUGUGGUGAAUUUAAAAUGCGACGCAGUUCAGACGUCUAGACACGGUGGAGGGAACACAAAAACACUGGCAGAAAAGAAACUGAAAAAAAAUGUCUCACUCCCAGAGAGAGAGAUGUUGGUUCCACCAGCUGCUCCUGAAGAGGUCUGGUGACAGUAAACAAUGGAGCCAGCAGACUGCCAGUUAAUAUGCUACUAUUUACAUUUAUUGGAUGAGAGCUAAGUAUAGCAUCUUGAAGGGGGGGAAGAAAAAAAAAAUCUGCAGAUGAUGAAUUUUUUCCUCUCAUAAUCAUGCUGUGGAGGAGGAACUCCAUGUACAUACUUUAAACAAGAGAGGAGAUUUGGUCAGGGGAUCUCCAAAGAGUAAUCAGUGUAGUAUAAAUAAUAAAACAUCCCUACAGCUCACGUGGAGUGAUGCCAGUCAACCUGUCACACAACAAUACUGUUCAGCGGUCUGUUGUGGAAAAUGUCUGACCAACAGAGACAAACGCAAGUGGGUGAAAUCCAGAAGCCCGAGGUCACCGUCGCGUAUCGAGCACUUCUCACAUGGCAGUUCAGUCUUUAACCGGUUAUUUCAUUUCAGAUUGUUUCGUGCAUCUAGGAGGAAACUGGGCCGCCUGCUGCAACCACAAGAAUCGAUCUCGUGUUGAGAGAGCAUGAUGAUGUAAUGAGGUGUCAAAACGGAAACUGGAGGAGGGUGAUAUUAUCUUACUGUCAAAGGUGCAAUAUCCAAGAACUGGCCACCUGUUGAAGUCACACUCCUGGCAGCACAUCAACUGCUGCUGAAUGUACUCUGUGUAUGCAUCCCUGGCUGUAGCUACCAUUAGCUUGGUAGCUCAGUUAGCCCCGCAGUUAGCUGGACUACUACACUACAGGAGCUUUGGACCACUGGGAGAAAGAGGUAUUCAGGCCCAGGGCUAACUGGUUAGCAUGUUAUCUGCAGUAGACAACACAAUAAAUAGAUGUCUUUGAUCAUCUUAGUACAUAUCCAAUGUUUUAAACCAACAUUUUGA
Messenger RNA from Acanthopagrus latus (yellowfin seabream), 6257 nucleotides. RefSeq names its product carbohydrate (N-acetylglucosamine 6-O) sulfotransferase 7 (gene chst7). Gene Ontology annotation, cellular component: Golgi membrane. The transcript is spliced from 2 exons. Lineage: Eukaryota; Metazoa; Chordata; Actinopteri; Spariformes; Sparidae. Gene Ontology annotation, biological process: N-acetylglucosamine metabolic process; carbohydrate metabolic process. The record is from RefSeq and is a predicted model, not a curated record. Bases 409 to 1677 code for a protein of 422 amino acids. Gene Ontology annotation, molecular function: chondroitin 6-sulfotransferase activity; N-acetylglucosamine 6-O-sulfotransferase activity.